AUGGUAAAUCAAAAAAAUGGAAUUUUUUCAAAGCUAACAGGUAUGAAAUUUACAUUUUUUAAAUUAAAACUUGAAAGUAUAAAUCAAGAAAUUGAUGAAAAUGCAAGUUCAUUAGAGAAAGCAAUAUUGUAUGGUAAUAGCAAUUUAAAAUGCCGUAAGUUGAUAUUUGUGAAAGAUUUAAUGAAAUUAUUAAUGAAUAUAAAUUAUGAUAAUUUUAAGAAAUAUAUAUAUCCAUUGAUACUGAAAUUGAGCAAUGACAAUUUAGAAAUUAAAAAUGAAAUAUGUAAUAAAAUUGGAGAUUUGUGCGCUUAUUUGUUACAAAAUAAUAAUGAUAAUAAUGGUUGUGUAGACAUAAUAAAAAUGUUAUUUCCAAUAAUAGAAAAAUUUAUAAAAAAUAAUGAAAAUAAAAAUAUUUUAGGAAAUGUAAUGAAAUCAUUAUUAAUUUUAUCUACUCAUAUUAAUGCUAAAAGUAGAAAAAAAGUAAUUUUUCCAUUCAUAUUAUCACUUAUAUCAAAUGACAAAUAUAAGCACAUAGGUUUUAUUUUAUUAAUUAAAAUAUGCCAUAUAUUUGACAAAGAUAUUAUAUUUACUUUUUUAAUUCCAUAUAUGGAAUCUUUUCUUAAAAAUAAAGAUCUUUCAAGUAAAAUAUAUAUUUCAUCCAAUUUAUAUAGUAUAUGUAAAAUGCUAAAGGAAGAAGAUCUGUCAAGAAUAUUUAUUAUUUUUAAAAAGUUGUGCAGUGAUGAAAAUGAUAUUAUUAAAAUAAUUAAUAUAUAUAAUUGUGCACAUAUAUCUUCAUUAUAUUCUAAGACUAUAUUUUUUUAUUUCUUUGUUCCUUUAUAUAAUAAUUUUCUAAAAAAUUGUAACUUAUAUAUAUUUUAUUAUUCAUUAAUAAACUUAUUUUUUUUUAUGUGCAAUUUUGAGGAUAUUAAUUUAAUUCAUCCUUUUUAUAUUCAUAAACUGAUUUUUUUUUUUAAUAAUGUCUUUUCUUCACAUUUAUUUACUCUAAAUUAUUUAAAUGAAACAGCCAAAAAACAAAAUAAUUAUUUUUUUCUUAACAUUUCGGAAAGUCAAACCAAUCAUCUUGAAUUUAAAAUAAAUGAAAACCAAGAAAAUAAAAUAGAAUCAAUUAAUAAUUUUGAUGAUGUGGAAGAAGUUAAUUGUGAGUUUAAUCAAUUUGCUUCCAAUGAAACAUGUGAAAGUAAUUUAUUAUACGAUUCUAUUAAUUAUGAUAUAUCCUCAAAAAGUGAAAAUACAGGUUUAAAAUUAGAAAAACUUAUUGAAAUAAAUAACAUUUAUAGAGAAGAGUUAUCAAAUAACCAUAAAGAUAUUGUGUGUGAAAAUGAAGAAAACAUAUAUAAGGAAAACAAUAAUUCAAUUAUUGAGGAUAAAAAAAAAGUAGAAGAUAUUUCAGUUAUAAAAAAAGAGGAGGAAAGAAAUAUUGGAGAAUAUUUAACAAAAAACGAAACACACAUUGAAGCAAAUUUAACAAAUGACGAAAAAAAUGUUGAAAGAAAUAUAUCAAUAAAUGAAAAAAUAAGUGCUGAAUCGAAUGCAGUAGAUUACAGUAAAGAAAUUAAUGAAAUUAAUUUUGAAGAUAAUACAAGCAAAAAGGAUAAAAUAGAAUCACAAGAAAACAACAAAAUAAAUUCAAAGGAAAAUAUAAAAAAAGUUGAAAUAAAAAACAUAAAAGAAAAUGAAAGAAUGAAAAAUAUUAAUGAAUAUUCAACAGAAAAGUUAUUAGGUAACGAUGAAUUAAAAUUAAAAGAAUAUGAAAAAAUAUAUGAAUUAAAACCUGAAAUAGAUAUAAGAAAAGGUGAAAAUGAAAAAAAAAGUGAUAACUAUUUAGGAGAUGGAGAAGAAAAUGUUCUUAUAUGUAAUUUAAUUAAAAGUCAAAGUCAUACAUAUAAAAAUGAAGAUACAAAAAAUAGUAUAUAUAAUGAAAGUUUUUAUUCAAGUUCACAAGAAAAAAUUUUAAAUAAUGAAAAAAAGAAUGAUAUGGUACCAUCAUCAUCAUCAUUUUUUUAUAACAAUAGCUUAAUUAAUGAUUUGAUAAUUAAUAAUAACCAUUUCUGUUUAAGCAUAAAAAAUUUUUUUGAAAUUUACGAUAAUGAUAAUUUUACUUUUAAAAAAAUAGAUGAUCAAAUAGAUAAUAUUGAAGAAGGUAAUAGAAAAUUACAUUUUUCUUAUUUGAAUGAAGAAGAAUUAAAAAUUAUAGAUAACGCUUAUAAUCAUAAUAUUAGCACUGACAUAUGUUUAAUUAAAGGAUGUUUUUUUAAUGAAUUAGAGUUAAUUAAAAAAAAUAGCGUAUAUACAAGAAUGUUUUCAAGAAAAGAAAAUAAGAAUAAAAGUAAGAAUAGUGAUUAUAUUGAUGAUGAUGAUGAUAUAUACAAUAUUGGGGAUAUAGAUAUUGAUUUAAUAAAAAAAAAAUAUAUUUUUGAUAACUCUAGUAAUAUUAUUGAAUCACACAACAUAAAUGCAGUAUAUAUUACUGCUCUUUACUUACCUAUCUUAAUUUCAGUUUUUAAAAAAUAUUUCUUUAGAUUUUUUUCUCAUGUUUUUUUUUUUAUAUGUACAUAUCCUUAUUACUUUAUAAGAAAAACUAUAGCAUCUCUCUUUUAUGAUAUUUUACAUAAUUUUUUAAAAUCUGAUCUAAUUGUUAGUGAUGAAAAAUUAAAUAAUGAGCAUGAAAAUAUUGAUAAAUUUUUAAAAAAGAGAAAAACACCUAAUAAAAAAAAAUUUCCAACCACAGUGGAAAAUUCAUUAAAAGUUGAGAACAAAAGCUACAGAAAAAUGAAAAAUGAUGAAAAAAAAGAUAAAGCAACUACAUGGAAAGUACAAAAUUCUAUUAAUGAUUCUGCAAAAUAUGCUAAUAUUGACUACAAAAAAAAUAAUAAAUCAAUAAAUAAAAAUUCAAACAUAAUAAGUUUGGAUAAUAUAGAAAUACAUAGCAUUAAAGAAAAUAAUAAUACUGGGAGUGAUGAAAUGAAUAUUAAAAAAAAUAAUAAUAGGAAUAUAGGAUAUAGUGAAAGGGAAAGAAUCAAAGAAGAGGAAAAAAAAAAUUAUUCUGAUAAUUAUAAAGAUGAAAAGGGAGAUAAAAAAAAACAUAAAGAGAAAAAGGGAAGAGAAGAAAAAAGUGAAAAUGAAGAGAAGGAAGAAACAAAAAAAGUGAGAGAAAAAGUAAAUGGAAAAGAAGAUAUAGAAAAAGACAAAGUAGAAAAAGAUAAAAGUAGGGAAGAAAAAAAAGGAGGAUCAAAAGAAAAAAAUAAAGAAAAAAACAAGGACAAAGAAGGGGAAGAAUAUGAAGAAGGAAAAACAGUAGAAAUUGAAGGAUAUAUGGAAAAAAAAAAUAAAGAAAAAGAAAAUCAAAAUAAAGAUGAAUAUAAAGGAGCAGAAAAAGAAAAAGAUGAUAAAGAUGAAGAAAAAGAAAAAAAAGAUGAUAAAGAUGAAGAAAAUGAAAAAAAAGACGAUAAAGAUGACGAGAAAAAUAUAAACAAAAAAAUAAAAAUGAAAAAUAAGAUGAAAGAGAAUAAAUAUAUAAAGUUGAAUAAUUAUAAAAAUAAAAUCAAAAAAAUACAAAAUCAAAUAAAUACAAAUUUAUAUGAAAGUGACUUUUUUAUAAACGAAGAAAAUGAAAACUUUUUUUUUUAUAAAAAAUUCCUAAAUAUUUAUGAAAACAUUUAUAUAAAGUUUAUAGAGAAGUUUAGAAGAUAUUAUAAUGAAGAUUCACCAUUAUUUUUCUUCCAUUUUUUUAUUUAUUACUUUUUGAAAGAUUCAAAUGUAUUAGUUAAAAAAUCUAUUUUAAAGAAUUAUGAUAAAAUUAUUUUGUUUUUUCCAAAUAAAAUACAAAGAAUUCUUAUUUCUUAUCUAUCCAACGUUUUGGAAUUUAAAACAAUAAACUAUUCAUUACGAAAAAAAGUUUCAAAAAUUAUUUUUAAGAUAUUAUUAAAAACUGAUGAUCUUAAUAUAAUAAGAAAAUAUCUUUUCCCAAUAUUUGUGAAAUUAUGCAAAGAUGAUGUUGCCCUAAUUCGCACUUAUACAUCAAGUUAUUUUUACUUAUUUCUAAAAAAAGGAUGCCCAAAUAUCUAUAAUUUUUUCAAAGGAAAUGGAAAAAUAUUAUCCCUAGAAGAAUAUCAAAAAGAUAUAGUAAUAUCAAAUGAAGAUAACUUUAAAUUAAAGAGUUAUUAUUUCAAGAAAGGAGAUGAGAUUUCUUUAAUUAAAAAAAUUAUAAUUACAUUUGCAAAAAGUAAACAUUUUUACGAUAGGCAAAUAUUCAUAAAAAUGUGUAAUGGAAUAAUUAAUGAAUGCCCUAUUAAUUUAUUUUUAUUGUAUUUUUUAAAUCCAUUUUUAAAAUUGUCCGAGGAUAAAAUUCAAGUUGUUAGAAUUACAUGGGAGAAAUGUGUUUCUUCACAAAUAAAAAAGAAGGGAGUAUUUUCAAAUGUCACAAAUGUGUUAGAAAAAUUAUAUAGACUAUAUGAAAAAUAUGAAAAAACAGAAGUAAGUAAAAUUUGUUAUUUAGUUGAUUUUAAUGAUUCGAAUAAUUUUUCCGCUAGAACAUUUGAUAUUCAUGAUUUAGAUAGUUAA
This is a messenger RNA of Plasmodium relictum, 4581 nucleotides long. RefSeq names its product conserved Plasmodium protein, unknown function. Gene Ontology annotation, biological process: protein dephosphorylation. NCBI's taxonomy places the organism in Eukaryota, Apicomplexa, Aconoidasida, Haemosporida, Plasmodiidae. Gene Ontology annotation, molecular function: protein phosphatase regulator activity. The transcript is spliced from 8 exons. Bases 1 to 4581 code for a protein of 1526 amino acids. The record is from RefSeq and is a predicted model, not a curated record.